UUUAUUUUCAGACGUUACAAUUUACUGUCAGAGCUUGAAACAAAAUUUGACAUUUCACAGUUUCAAUUUUAUAUUUUGCGCAAAAGCUACUUAUAUAUUUCUCGUGAUUUAAUAUUUAAGUCGGUUAGUUGGUUACACAUAUACCAGGUCAAUGCACAAAACCACUAAUCGGAUGUGACUGAAGGGAUACAAUAUCUCGAAUAGAGUUCGCUUAAUGCAGUAAGAUAUUAAAUACUGUUUUGUUUACAAAGUUUGUUGAAUAUGUCUACAAAAGAAGAAAAUCCUGGUUUGGAGGCCGAAGAAUCUCUCCUGUAUUCGGCUAGGCAUGGAGAAAUAUCUGUUGUAAAAGCUCUUUUAGAAGCUAACAAGGAAGGAAAAUUAAGAUUGGACAUAAACUGUAAAGGUAAAAGCAAAACUAAUUUAGGAUGGACCCCUCUCCACUUAGCUACAUAUUUUGGUCAUAUGGAUGUAGUGGAGGUACUGCUGGAUGCUGGAGUUGACGUAGAUGAGGUCAACGACACUGGUGACACUGCUUUGCACAAGGCAUCGUUUAUUGGGAACGAGGAGUUAGUGAUUCUACUCCUGAAUUACAAGGCAGAUGUAAAUAUAAUGAAUGGGGAAGGUCGAACGGCGGCAGAUGUGUGCAAAACCCAGGAUGUACAGAGAUUGUUGGAGGCAGCUGGCCUUGCAGAGAGGAGAGACAGGGAGAGGAAACUAUUGACAGCUGCCAGGGAGGGACGGAUUGAAGAAGUACAAGAGUUGCUAAGCGGAUCGAGUCCCCCGAACAUAAACUGCGCGGACGCGCAGGGCAACACGUGCCUGCACUGCGCCGCCUACCGCGGGCACGCGCGCGUCGCCGUGCUGCUGCUGCAGAACGGCGUCGACACCACGCUCAAGAACAACAACGGUCAGCUGGCGAUCGACCUGGCGCGCGACGGCGACAUGCGCGAGGUGCUGAGCGUGCGGCCCGUGCAGCGCCUGCAGCGCACGGCGGCGCGCUUCGAGGGCCCGCUGCUCAAGCGCUCGCGGUUCCUCGGCUGGCGCCCGAUGUGGGCCGUCCUCCAGCGUGGCGUGCUGCUCUACUACGGCUCGAGAGCGGAAGCGGCUCGAGAGGGCGGUCGCUGGCGGGAUCGGAAGUACUUGGACGGGGCGAAGUUCACAGCACCUGACACCGAACCCGCACUCAUUGUGAUCGCCUACAGCGACGGAGACAACCAUCGCCUUGCUGUACCGCAGGGAGGCAACGUCUCCGCUUGUAGACAGUCAUGGGUAACGGCACUAAAAGAACACAUCGCGUAUUCCGGACACUACCUGUGGGCCGGCGCCGGACCCGACACCGCUAAAGAGGCCACGGAGGACUUGGAGGACGAGUGCAAGCCGCUGGGCUCGAUGCAGGACGCGCUGACGGCGGCCACCAACAGCCUGGCGCUGCUCGACACGCAGCUGCGCGAGUGCGGCGCCAUCGUGGCCGCGCUCGACCGCAGCGUCACCGUCGGCAACUCGCUGCACCACUCCGCCUGCAUGCGCUUCCAGCACGCGUGCGGCUCGGGGCAGGCGGCGCUGGCGGCGCUGCGGCACUGCGCCGCGCUCGUGGCGCAGGCGCGCGACCGGGACUCGCACGCGCUGGCCCGGCAGAUAGAGAGGAAUAGAGUGCUGGAGGAGGCGCUGGCGGCGCUCGCCCGCACGCACCACGCGCUGGAGAUGUCGGUGGCGGAGGAGCUGACCAAGAGUAAACGAAAGAAAAAGGUCUCCCAGUCGACGAACGACUCAAAAGAGAAUUUCUACGACGUAUACGAUGAUUCCGAUGACGAUACACUGGUUACGGCGGGUCUGUCCAGCCCCCUGGGCGCACUGAGUCCCUGGGGGAGCAGUCCCGACCUCACGAGGAGGACUCCAAUCGGCAGCGUCGACGGGGAUGGCGAGAGGACCCCCACGAACGGCGAUCGGCUCGAGCUGAGCGGGUGCCUGUCGGCCUCGUCCGAGUCGGCGCACUCGCUGGGCACGCUGGUGUCGCAGGGCGGACACGUGUACCGCAACGCGCGGCCCUACGCGCGCCACGCCCGGCCCAGUUCGGAGUGGUCGUUAUAAAUUCAGUCGAAGUACAAAUUUUACUUAAUAAGAUUAUUGCAUUUAAUCAACAAAAGCGCAAAUAAAUAUUUUGACAAUGGCAACUGGCCAGCAAUUAAAAUCCUUUAACGAGUGAUAUUCGUGCAAAAAAACAAUAUUAUUACUUAAUUUACUAUUAUAAAAAUGACUAUGUGAUACUUUUGUGCUGAUAGUCAUAACCGCACAGGUUACAACAGAUAAUCAAAUG
This is a messenger RNA of Vanessa tameamea, 2314 nucleotides long. Its product is annotated as oxysterol-binding protein-related protein 1. The coding region runs from base 262 to 2088 and encodes 608 amino acids. The record is from RefSeq and is a predicted model, not a curated record. NCBI's taxonomy places the organism in Eukaryota, Metazoa, Arthropoda, Insecta, Lepidoptera, Nymphalidae. Gene Ontology annotation, molecular function: protein binding. The transcript has 14 exons.